GUCAGUCCAUGAUGGCUGAAGAUCCUGGCGGAACAUUUUUCAAUUUCUCUGUCAUUUUUCUUUCUUUCUCUUUACCUCAGCUUGCCAUAGAGACAUGGCAGGACUCACAGCUACGUUAAGCGUCCACAGAUCUCUGGUGUCGACAUGCCCAAGAAAGGGAACCGAAAACGGCUGAAAUUUAAGGCCGGGGACGUUUGUUCGGAAUCAGUCACUGUUGCUGAUUAUGCUGAUGCCGACCCAGCCGUUGUGAAGUCGGGGAGGGUGAAAAAGGCUGUUGCAAAUGCGAUUGAAAAAGAAGUAAAAUUACUCUGCGGCCUGGAGGCAUCGCAGGGUGCUGUAGAGGAAGUCCUCUCCUCCACAGUUAGUGUAAAAGCAGACGCUUUGUGCAGUAGUGAUGAGCUGGAUCCUGAAGAAGAUGGAGAAAGUGAAACUAAAGUGGGCCGCAAAAAGAAGAACAAAAGGAGAAAGGAAAACAGCGAGAGCAGUGACGGUGUAGAUUAUCCGGUGGACAUUUGGUUGGUGCUCUCCUCUUAUAUUCGGCCUGAGGAUGUGUGCAGAUUUGCUCUAAUCUGUAGGAAUGCCUGGACGGUCACUUGCACUGCAGCUUUUUGGACCAGACUCUAUAGGAGACACUACAGGAUUGAUGUUGAGCUGCCAUUUCGCCUCCAGCUUGGCUCUAUUGAGAAAAUGCGUUUCCUGCGGGCCUGUGUGAUUCGGUCCCUUUUCCACUUGUAUGAGCCGUUUACCUUGCGUGUGUCAAAAAUUCCUUUACUGCCAGAAUCCACGCCCACUACCGUGCUCAACUCCAAGUGUUUACUCUUCUGGGUCAAAAAGGUGUCCGGGACUCGGUCUGAAACACUUUGGGAGUUCAACUUCAAAUUUUUAAAGCAGCAGGGAAACGGUAAAAAUGGUUGUGCCAAGUCUUUGCUCAUGCCUAGACAGUAUGAAGACGUUCACAUGAAUCCAGAUUCUGACUGCUACGUGCUUCAGGUCACCACCCUCAACUUCAUCUUCACCCCAGUAGUCAUGGGCAUGACGCUGAGCCUGUUCACAAUCAAUGUAAGCACAGACAUGCGCCACCACCGCGUGCGGCUCGUGUUCCAGGACUCGCCCCUCCAGCGGGGGAAGAAGAGAGCAGAUCAAGGUGGGACCCAGGUGGUGCUGGAUCCUGUACACAGUGUGAAGCUCAUGGACUGGUGGCAUCCACAGUACCCCUCCUUACUCUACUCAUGAGUGACUCUCCUCAGAUCCUACUACAGCAGGCCAUUGAUCAGGAACUUUAUCUCACCACACUCGUAAAGCAGAUUAAGAAUAUUUGAUCUGUGUAUCAUGUUUAGUAAGGUUGUUUUUUUGUUUUUUUUCUUUCUUUUACCCAUUAUGAUUGUCAUUGUUAGAUGUUUAGUAAAAGCCAGAACUGCCUGGCUCAAAGUGAGACAGUCUGAUCAUACACUCAUGGGAGAGGGGAACGUGUAGUAUAAUAGGUGCAACCAGCUGCAGCCCGCCAGUUGUUCCCAUAGACAACAUUGUUGCAUGUUGAAUAUACACAUAUAACACAUUUUAUUCUGGAUUACAAAGUUCAGAGAACUCAUGGAGGCAUGGAUUAACGGGGUGGGGAAUUUGUACUGUCCCAUCCUGAUUUGUGUUUAUUCAUUUGUAAAGUUAGCUUAAAUUAUUUUGGCGUGUUGCUGCAACAACUUUUCAAUUUGAUUUAUUUUGAAGCAUCCUCACUUAGUGUUGUGUGAAAAUGACUGAAUCAGCUCUGCACUGAAGGGGCCAAAGAUGAUUUACCUCAGCAUCAUUAGCUGAUCAGGCAGUGUUUUUUUUUUUUUUUUUUUUUUCCACUGUUUCUUGGUUAAUAAUAUCUUGAUUGUCUUUUUGUGGCUCAUGUGAGCUGUGUCAUUUACUGCCACCCUUGCAGUGUUUCUUUGCUCUCAACUUUGAAUGUGUUCAGUGUCUUCAUAUGUGUUUGAAUGUGAGUACAGCUCUCCCUGGCAUAUGAUGAUUGGGGGGGAGAGAUACCACUGACACUAAUUUAUCCAUCCAUUGGAAAGUCCUAGUGGACUUUUUUUUUUUUCUCCACACCAGACAGUUUGACUUUGGGAAUAGUUUGUGAAAGCACAGGUGGGUUAUUGAUGAGGCUAAGUUUUCCUGUAAGCCAUCGCAGUAAGUCAGCAUGCAAAAGAGCAAGACCUCCCCCAGGUGUAACGUAGCAAUCAUUCAGAAACCUGUGCUUUCCCUACUGUGGCAAGUUCAAAAGUCUGUUGUUUAACAUGAACUUACUUGCACAUCUACUAUGAAGGGUAAAAAAGUCAUUAGAUUAACCAUAUGUAGUUUUUUUUUGGUGGCAGUACCCUUUAGCAGAGGACGGCUGGAUGUUUUGGUUGGCAGCUGUUGAUUGUUUUCGAGCGGGAUGUAAUUUUAACAAAUCAAAGCUCCUUUAAAACAUCAAUCACAGUAGUAAAAUUAAAAACUGAAACUGCCCAUUCAAAA
Molecule: messenger RNA, 2490 nt
Organism: Archocentrus centrarchus (flier cichlid)
Lineage: Eukaryota; Metazoa; Chordata; Actinopteri; Cichliformes; Cichlidae
Gene: tmem183a
Product: transmembrane protein 183A
Exons: 8
Coding region: 145-1233 (362 amino acids)
Biological process (GO): regulation of protein stability
Cellular component (GO): SCF ubiquitin ligase complex
Molecular function (GO): protein binding
Source: RefSeq, a predicted model, not a curated record